GGCCUUGCUGACUCACUAGUGAAUAGCAACAUCUCGGAGAUCGGAGCUAUGGUUGAUAUGAAGGAGAAGUAUGAUACUAUCCCGCCGCCUGUUCAGCACCAGCAGGAUGGCCAGAAGAGCUCCAAGGCAAAGAACUUUGCCAGACACUGCUUGACAGCCGUGUUUCUGUGCUUGACGGUCUUUGUUGUGCUGCAUAAGCCUCACUUCCCGCAGAAGUACAUCGAUGCUGUGAAGGAUGCUGCGUGCUCGAGACAUGGCAAGCAUACCUCCACCACCACAGAUCCAGACAACUCGAAGAAAGUACCCUUUGAAGCACAUAUUAUGAGCAAGUGUCCGGAUGCGCAGUCAUGUCUGCACGACCUAGUGGUGCCGGCCAUGGAGCAGGUUCACCGGAAAGUCGACUUCAAGCUCUCUUUCAUCGGAUCCUCCUCUUCUUCGCCAGAAUCCAAGUCCUGCCCCAACUACGAAACAACGCCCGUUGUUCGAUAUCUGGGUUUCUCCAACUGCAUGAUAUCCGAAUACCAAGAUAUCCCUGACCGCGCUCUAGUCCAGGACUGCGCACUUGAGUACGGAAUCAGCUUCAACGCCCUGAACAAGUGUGCUAGUCGCCAGAGCGAUGAGGGUGAUGAAGCCCGUGAUGGCCACGAGGACUGUGACCAUGGACCAAGCGGCCUUGCUCUGAUGAGGAAGAGCUUCCAGCACAGCGCAAAUGUCGGCGUCACAAAGAGCUGUACCGUCAGAGUGGACAAUAAGUUUUGGUGUAUCCGUGACGGCGGUGAGUGGACGGACUGUGGUGAAGGCAACGAGCGAAGCGAUGUCUCUGUCCUAGUCAAGGAGAUCGAACGCCUUUGGGACGAACGGAACUAG
Molecule: messenger RNA, 867 nt
Organism: Trichophyton benhamiae CBS 112371
Lineage: Eukaryota; Fungi; Ascomycota; Eurotiomycetes; Onygenales; Arthrodermataceae
Exons: 2
Molecular function (GO): oxidoreductase activity, acting on a sulfur group of donors, disulfide as acceptor
Source: RefSeq, a predicted model, not a curated record